This is a messenger RNA of Prunus persica (peach), 1579 nucleotides long. Its product is annotated as F-box protein At5g49610. The transcript has a single exon. The record is from RefSeq and is a predicted model, not a curated record. The coding region runs from base 337 to 1419 and encodes 360 amino acids. Gene Ontology annotation, molecular function: protein binding. NCBI's taxonomy places the organism in Eukaryota, Viridiplantae, Streptophyta, Magnoliopsida, Rosales, Rosaceae.
UAUAAAACUUCAUCCUGGCGCAUGUGCUUGCUUUGUCCACGGAUCUACUUCUCUCUUUCUGGAUUGAAUUCUAUGGACAAUCCUUAUUUUCUUCCAAUCCCAUUUUAUAAUAAUAUUCCCCAAACUAAGAUCAAAGAUGCUCCCUCCUCCUUUCUGAAGGUAAAAGUGGUGAACUUUGAAACUCAGAAGUGAAAGCCCACUUCAUCUCAUUGCAUCAAACGCAAUUUGAUCAAAUACCAUCUCGAAAUCACCAUCUGGUAAGAAAAUUCCAUACCCUUUUCAUGAUUUAGGUAACUGGGUAAUCUGAAUUUUGUUCAUGUUUAUUGGAAUUUGGUAAUGAAUUCCCAAAGAUGUAGUUUUUUUCCGGACGAAGUUGUCCUUCAAAUUCUUUCAAGACUCCCCAUUAAGUCACUUUUCAGGAGCAAAACUGUUUGUAAACUUUGGUAUAGAUUGGUUUCUGAUAAGUAUUUCAUUCAUCUGUACAAUGAAGUGUCUGCUAAGAACCCCAUGCUAUUGGUUGAGGUUUCUGAUUCAUUGGGAUCAAGAUCAAAUCUGAUUGUUGUUGACAAUCAGAGGGGUGUUUCUGAAUUUUCCUUAGAUUUAUUGAAAGACAGAGUUAAGGUUAGAGCCUCAUGUAAUGGUCUGUUGUGUUGCUCUAGCAUACCUGAUAAGGGUGUUUACUAUGUAUGCAAUCCUAUGACCCGUGAGUUCAAGUUGCUUCCAAAGAGUAGGGAAAGGCAUGUGACUCGAUUUUACCCUGAUGGUGAGGCCACUCUAGUGGGAUUGGCCUGCAAUUUAUCCACCCAGAAGUUUAAUGUUGUUUUAGCCGGUUAUCACCGUACUUUUGGUCAUAGGCCGGAUGGGACUUUUAUUUGUAUGGUAUAUGAUUCUGAGUCAAACAAAUGGAGGAAGUUCGUUUCGUUUCAGGAUGAUCAGUUCACCCAUAUGAACAAGAAUCAAGUUGUGUAUGUAAAUGGUGCUCUUCAUUGGUUGACAGGCAGUUGUUCUUGUAUUCUUGUGCUUGAUUUGGAUUAUGACAUUUGGAGGAAGAUGUCGUUGCCCGAACAAGUGAGUUGCGGGUCUGGAAAUAGGUUUUAUUUGUUAGAGUCCGAUGGUUGCUUGUCUGUGGUCCAGAUUUCGGAUGCUUGGAUGAGAAUUUGGGUGUUGAGAGAAUAUGAGAGAGAGGAAUGGCAUUUGGUGAAUACAGUGAGUCUUAGAUGUAUCAAAGGACUUGUGCCAGGCAUAUUCCCCAUAUGUCAAACUGGUGAAUAUGUUUUCCUAGCAACCCAUAAGCAGAUUUUGGUGUUUUAUCGCAAGACUCGUGUGUGGAAGGAGAUGUACUCUGUGAAGAACAGCUCUACACUCCCAUUGUGGUACUCGGCACAUGCAUUUCGGAGCACGAUUUUUUCCUGUCGUUAAGACGUGGACUGCAUGUAAUGAACUUGUGUACAUAAAUUUCCUAUGUCAAGUAUCUCUAUUCGUUUGGCCGAUUGUUGUUUGUCAACAGUUAUCAACAUUUGACUUAUGAAAUGUAAAUUAUGUUCUUAUGUGUUUGGCUUUGGCUUACUCUUUUACUUUA